This is a messenger RNA of Eruca vesicaria subsp. sativa (arugula), 727 nucleotides long. NCBI's taxonomy places the organism in Eukaryota, Viridiplantae, Streptophyta, Magnoliopsida, Brassicales, Brassicaceae. The record is from the annotation of a GenBank genome assembly.
GUUUCUUCAUCAACUCAGCGGCUCGUGUCUUCUAUCUUCUCUGCUUAAGGAACUUGAAAGAAAAAGUAGAAGGAAACUAUGGCGUAUGCACCACCAAUGAAGCAAGGAAAGGCAGGAUUCGAGGAGACACAAGAGCAGAUUCACAAGAUUAGAAUCACUCUCUCCUCCAAGAACGUCAAAAACCUUGAGAAGGUGUGCACUGAUUUGGUUCGUGGAGCAAAAGACAAGAGAUUGAGAGUGAAAGGACCAGUGAGGAUGCCAACUAAAGUUCUCAAGAUUACCACAAGGAAAGCACCUUGUGGUGAAGGAACCAACACAUGGGACAGAUUUGAGCUCCGUGUACACAAGCGUGUGAUCGAUCUCUUCAGCUCACCUGAUGUUGUGAAGCAGAUCACUUCCAUCACCAUUGAACCUGGUGUUGAGGUCGAGGUCACCAUUGCUGAUUCUUAGAUGCUUGUCGUUUAAUUUACAAACUUGUUUUUGAAAUUCCAGCAACUUCUCAGCUUUUUUUUGUUACAAGGUUCAGACUUGGUGUUUUUUUUUCCUAUAUAUGUUAUCCUUUUGAGUUUAUUUUUGUGACUUCUGCUUUUGUUUUGAUAAAGCAUUGUGCCUUAAUACUAUUUAGACUUUUGAAUUAUAACCGCGGUUCAUUAGUACUGUUCGGGAUUGUAAUCCAUCAUUUCAACUGUAACUCGGGUUUUUCCUAGAUCAAAUAUAACGAUUUUUC